AUGGAUAAGCCAAUUUAUCGAUCAUUUGCUAUUUCUCUGCCAUGUUCAGAAUUUGCCUCAAACAACUUGGAAUUUUUUGGUAAAAUAGUGGAUAUCAAAUCAUGCUCCUAUCGGUUACUAAGCUCUCAUUCAAGUAUAUGCAAUGAAAACAUUUUACCUCGAUCUUCUCUUGAAUUAGUUAUCAUUGACAAUGAUAUAUAUCUCAUGUCGCUUUUUCAGUUACAACUCCAUCAUGACAUCCAUUUUGCAAAGCUGUUCAAUCCACUUCGAAAUUUGAAGACUCCGUUUUCGGACAAUUCACGUAGUUCUGCUCGACAUCAUGCGUCGUCAUCAAGUCAAAUGGCCUUUUGGACACGUUUCAUUCGCACCAAUUAUCACGAAGCAGCAGUUACAACAGGCUAG
Messenger RNA from Adineta ricciae, 402 nucleotides. Lineage: Eukaryota; Metazoa; Rotifera; Eurotatoria; Adinetida; Adinetidae. The record is from the annotation of a GenBank genome assembly.